Molecule: messenger RNA, 6461 nt
Organism: Poeciliopsis prolifica (blackstripe livebearer)
Lineage: Eukaryota; Metazoa; Chordata; Actinopteri; Cyprinodontiformes; Poeciliidae
Product: caM kinase-like vesicle-associated protein
Exons: 11
Coding region: 263-1507 (414 amino acids)
Biological process (GO): peptidyl-serine phosphorylation
Cellular component (GO): intracellular anatomical structure
Molecular function (GO): calcium/calmodulin-dependent protein kinase activity; calmodulin binding; ATP binding
Source: RefSeq, a predicted model, not a curated record
CUCUCUCGCUCAGAGCUCGACGCGCACAGGCACAACAGAUGGUCCAGGACCACGGGCUGCAGGAGCGCAAGAAAUUGGCUCGCAAGUAUUUUUAUACCUCCGAACUUCGCCGGAACGUCCAGUCUCAGCGGAAGUGGCGCGGGAAUUCUCCGUUGACAAAAAGAACAAACAAACUAACAAACAAACAAAAAAGUCGACUUUCCGACAGUCGCCGGAGCCCCGCAUUUAGAGGCGCAGUUUGCUGCCGAGGUCGGGCGUGGCCAUGCCAUUUGGCUGUUUAACGGUUGGGGAAAAGAAGGAAUACCACAAUCCUUCGGACGUGACGGAUAAAUAUGACCUGGGUCAGAUUGUCAAGUCGGAGGAGUUCUGUGAGAUCUUCAGGGCCAAGGACAAAGCCACCAUAAAAAUGUACACGUGUAAGAAAUUCCUGAAGAAAGACGGGAGGAAAGUCCGGAAGGCGGCCAAAAAUGAGAUCCUCAUCUUGAAGAUGGUGAAGCAUCCCAACAUCCUCCAGCUGGUUGACGUCUUCGAGACCAAGAAGGAGUACUUCCUCUUCCUGGAGCUCGCGACAGGAAGAGAGGUGUUUGACUGGAUCCUGGACCAGGGCUACUACUCGGAGCGGGACACCAGCAACGUGGUGCGGCAGGUCCUGGAGGCCGUGGCCUACCUGCACUCCCUGCACAUUGUCCACAGGAACCUGAAGUUGGAGAACUUGGUGUACUACAACCGUCUAAAGCACUCCAAAAUCGUCAUCAGCGACUUCCACCUGGCCAAGCUGGAGAACGGGCUGAUCAAAGACCCCUGCGGGACGCCAGAGUACCUGGCCCCUGAAGUGGUCGGCAGGCAGCGGUACGGCAGGCCUGUGGACUGCUGGGCCAUAGGUGUCAUCAUGUACAUACUUCUGUCGGGCAACCCUCCAUUCUACGACGAAAGCGACGACGACGAUUACGAAAACCACGACAAGAACCUGUUCCGAAAGAUCCUGGCGGGCGACUAUGAGUUCGACUCUCCGUACUGGGAUGAAAUCUCCGACUCAGCUAAGAACCUGGUUGCUCGUUUGAUGGAGGUGGAUCAAGACCAGAGGCUGACGGCCCAGGAGGCCAUAAACCAUGAAUGGAUCUCCGGUGGCGCAGCUUCAGAUAAGAACAUCAAGGAAAACGUGUGUGCGCAGAUAGAGAAGAACUUUGCCAGAGCUAAAUGGAAGAAAGCUGUGCGAGUCACCACCAUCAUGAAGAGACUGAGAGCGCCUGAGCAGAGCGAGUUGAAACCCGCCGUCCCGGCAGCAGCUGCUGACCCCACGGCCUCCGCCGACCCCUCAGCGCCUUCGCCUGCGGCCGGGCCCGACGGCGCUCCUGCUGCCGCCGGAGAGGAGAGGAGCCAACAGGCGCCGGCCCCGGCCGGGGAGCCGCAGCCGCAGCCGCAGGCGGCCGAGCCCACGUCACGCUGCAACGGCGAAGUGACCGCUGCGCUUCACAUGGCGGGCGAGGCGAUGGAUGAGCAGGGUUAAAGCCCCGCCCACCAACCCCCCCCACGGUACCGGCCCGGUGCGAACUCUCCUCCUGCACACUGUACAUUAGCUGCUAGCAUGGUGACACUGACUCUGCUUCUUCUUCACUUGCAGCAUUAGCAUCAUCUCAUGAAGGUUGUGUGCUGCCUUCCCUGACCGCUGCCUUUCUGUUUUUUCUAACCUGCGAAGCGCUUUCUUGUUAAAUAAUCAAAUGUGUCUCAAACUUGAGCUUUACAGAGUUCAACUGUCAAGCCGUUGGCUCACACCUAAAGCCUGCCAACACAAAUCGCAAUGAGAGUGUAAAUAAAUGAGUAACGUUGUACUAAAACGGAUUUUGAUUAGCGCUUAAUAAGCUGACAAGGGAGAAAUUGCAGAAAUGUUUCCCUGUAGGCCACCGUACUAACCAACAAAACACAGGGAGGAAGGUCUGGAAAAACAUUCAUACCCUCAAACUGUUCCAGAUCCUCAUCAUUACAAACUGCAGUGGAUUUUGUUUGAUAAAUCAGAGUGAAAUAAUACACAACUAAUACGACGGGAAGUCAUUAUGCCUUUCAAAAUAUCUACAUCGAAAAUCUGCAAAAGCUCAGUCAGACUGACCAGUGAGCAUCUGUUAACAUUAACUGGAUUCAACUUUGACUAGACCAUUCAGACACGCUUUGUUCUGAUCUCCUCUCUGUUGAGUGUCAUUUUUCUGCUCAAAGUUGAAUUGGACUCCAGUUUUAAGUCUUGCGUAGUCUGGACUUUGUAUGGAUGACGUAAUCUUUUCUGCUCCGUAAAAUUCCAAACAAAAUCCCAACUGGAUGAGUUUGUGUUUGUCUGGAGCUAAAUUGUGGCCAUAAAGUAGCUUUGAAAAAAAUAAUAAAUUGAAAUUGAUAGAUAACAAUAUUUAAUCUCAAAUGUUGUUUUGAACUUUUUGGCCAGUUUCAAAAUAAUUUUCCAUCUUCAAAAUGAUUUAGCGAGUUUCAAAAUCUUGAAUCUGGAAAGGCGUUUUGAAGACUUUUCAGUUUCAAAAUUUUUUUAUGUUCAAAAAUUUUUCAGCUUUCAAAUCAUUUUUUUUCAAGUUGGCGGGGAAGAAAACACAAAAAUCAAACAAACUUAAUGGUCACAAUUUAGCUCCGUAUGUUUCCAACCGGAGGAAAUGAUCAAAGGGUGUGAAUAUUUCUUCAUGGCAUAAUGUGUGUUUUCUUUCCAUGUGGGAAAUACUUGUACCUGUCCACUCCUUCAGGGUCUUGACUUUCUCUCACCGUCCACUGGGAGUUCUUGACUUACGCCCGGUUCUGCACCUUUGAACGAGGCAGCUUCACACGUAAGCACACAGACGCCAUGUUUCCUUUGCUCGGGAACGAAUCUCCUGGCUGUGAACUGUAAAGAGCCUGUACAUAGAGACCUUUGUAGAAGUAGCUAAAAACAGCAUGCGUCGUUUCCCACUUCGUAGAGAGAGCUACGUCGUCCACAGAGCGCGCCGGCUGCGGCACAUUCACCGCCCCCGUGUGGUCGCAGCAGGACCAGCACGGUUCUGAAUGCAUAGCGGUUCUUCUGCAUCGAAAUGAUCAAUACCUGUUUGUUUUCCUCAACGCGCCACAUCCCGACGCCUUCAAUCAGCCGAUGUCAGCCGUUUUUUCUCCGCUUGCCUCGUUGCUUUUACUUGAUCCUGACAUUUGUGUUCUGACGCUGAAUCGAAGGGAAAAAAAAAAGCCGCACAUGUCUUAAUAUUUGGCUGAAACUGUAAAAUAAUUUCUAAAAAAAGAAAAAAGGAAAAAAAGCAUUAACCAGGCGAAUGUGAGGGAAAGGGUUUUUUUUCCAUCCAGAUUUUUCUUUUUGUUACUCGUUUUCCUUCAUUGUUUUUUUUUUUUUUUUUAUUGACAGUCCUGGGAAAGAUGUGCAAAAAGCCUUAAAUAAAGAUACAUAAUUAGCAUUGUCGCAGCAUCUCGCAGACUCCCUGCAGCUCCAACCGGAUGGUGCGGAGCGUCUUUUCACAUUCAAAGAUCGGCACAGACAGACAGAGAUCUUCCUUCAGUAUGAUCUCUUCUUUUCACCCGACAGCAAUGUGAGGUGAGCUGUGAAGACUUUAUGUGUGUCGAACCACUUCUGGGUUUACCGAGCCACAUUUGAACACUUUGUCCUGCUGCACAUGAUCCACCUUUAGGCAUUUAGUGGAAGCCACCAGAUUUAUAUUUAACAUUUACUUUUAGAAAUGCCUCUAAUUCUCGAACAGGGAUCCUGGGAUGUUUCUUUCCACCUCUUUAACCACCAAUGAGUGAGACGCUUGUUAUUUUGUUAAAAACAAAACAUAGUGUAUUUAAAAAAGUAAAUAAAUACACACAAUUUUUUUCUCUCUCUCACCGUUUUCUUUGUUUCUUUCAAUUUUAUUUAUUCGUUAACUAUGUUGUUUGUCUUCCAUUUCUUUCUUUGUUUUAAUAAGAAAGAAGUUCAAUAAUUGUAGAUUUAUUUUUUUUUUCUUUCAAUUUAUUUAAUUAAUUUGUUUUCUAAUGUUUUUUUCCAUUUUUAUAUGAUUAUUUUCCCCUAAUUUUAUUUAUUUCCCAAUUGUUUUUUUAAAGACUCAUUUUAGUAACAUUUAUUUUUCUAUAGUUUUUUUUUGUUGUUUAGAUGUACUUAUUUAUUUUCUGACAUUUUUCUUUUUUCUUUUAUUGGUUUAUUUAUCUUCCAAUAUUUUUUUCUUUUAGUUUUUAUCAUUCAUUUAUUUUCUAAUGUGGGUUUUUUUUCCCUAUAACUUUGUCCAUGUGAUAUUUCAUCUUUACAACAGGCACCUAUUAACUUGCGAGGGACACUGUGUUCCAAUAAGAACCACGUUUUCUAGUCCAGUCGAGCAUUAAUAAUAUCGAGCAACAUGUCCAGAUCUCUGUGAUCAUAACACAAAGGGGAAAAAAAGGAGCAAUAUCUGACUGGCUGCACAAACUGUGAUUCUUUGUGUCCUUUUCGAUCCACGUGACCUUUAGCAGGAGUCUGUGAUCCUCCCCGACCGUCGGCGGCGUCACCGACACACACAGCCUCCGGCAUAAGGUUGUUGUCAGAUAAAUGUGCGUCCAUGUGUGUGUGUGGUGUGUGUGUGUGUGUGUGUGGGUGGCCUGUUCUGACACACACUGAAAAUGUUUUACCCCCCGUCGGCCACAGAAAGAGAGCAGCCUGUCAGUACAAUGAUCAGAUUCCUUCAUUUAUAUCUAAUAGGUGAUGUCACACACACGCACACACUCACACACACACGCAGUCACUUUGAUUGUUAAAAGUGUACAUACAUCUGAAUGUUGAUGAAAAUGUACAUUUUGAAUUAAACAGGCUACUGUUCUUAUUAUUAGCUUUAUAUAAUAGAUUCUCAAGUUACAGUUUAUUUAACAUCUUUUUUUUAUUUUAUUGAAUCUGAUUGGUCAUUAUGUCACCGCGUGUUUCAUUAUGUUAAUGCUUCCUUGCAAACAUAUUCAAACCCCGUGAACUUUUUCACUUUUUCUCACAUUAAACCAGAAUUUUUAUUGUGUUUUAUUAGACAUUGAGACAAUUGUUUUGUUUGGGGUUUUUUUUGUGGUCUGUGGUCCUCAAAGUCCCGAAGCUUCACUCAAACCCGACGGAUUUUCUAAGAACUAACUGCAGUACGUAAAUGUCACAAAAAAAUAUGCCACAACGUUAUGUACGUUAAGAGACGGACAGUGUUUGAAAAAGAAAAAAACGAAGCUCCUCCCCAGACAGAAACAUUCAGUCAGAGCCCGGAAGAAGGUCUGAGCGCUGUCAAUCAAGCUUGUGUACGUGCUAAUGCAGGAAAACUGUUAACCGUCAACAGAGACCACAAAAGCUAUGUUUGCUGUGACCUCCACAUAGCUUUUGAUGAAGGUGAACAAAUCUCCCCGAGAGGCGUUUGAAAUUCUUUACAGAUUCACAAAGUGUGGAGUCGAUGCUUUCCCACAACGUUCCUGUCAAAUGUUCAUCUUAUUGGCCAAAAUCAAAAACAAAAAGCGUGUGAAUAGCCAAUGAUGUCCGGCAUGUUAAUCUUACUGUAAAACAGCUCAGAAUUACUCUGAGUAAAACACAAAUUUGACCGUUUUAAUAUCUCUGAAGCUGCUUUUUAAAGCAGAUGAUGGAAUAUUUAUGAUUUAGCAGUAAAGCAAAAAUCACUGUAUUAAGAGAAAUUCAACUAUUUUUCUCUUGUUUUUUUUUCUGCUUGUUGUCUGGUGACUCGUUUCUGGUUUUCUUCUGGCGCGUCACACAUUUCAAAUAGGACGAUUUGUCUCUUUCUUCUUUCCACACUCAGUGUAACUUAAAGUCGUCUCAACCUUCCCACCUGAGCUGUGGACCUGUGCAGCUCCUCCAAAGUCACUAUCGGCGGCUUCUCUGGUUUUAACCCUGGGAGACUCGGGCGUAGAAAAACAUAGAAGAACCUUGAAAAUGGUUUUGCAGGAGCACUCUAGAGAUGACAAUGUGUUUCCUGAAGGUUUUCUGAUUUUGUGGACCUUGCCAGGCGAAACGUCUCCACAGUUUUCACUUCAAACAGCGUUCCAGUACAACUUCACAACUUUAUGUCGGUCUGACUCUUAAAAACCCAACAAUUCACAAUCUUAAGGUUGAAACGUGAGAAAAUCUGAAUAAGUUCCCAGGACGGAGGCGGGGAGGGGGGAUGAGUGGUGAAUAUGUUUGCCAGGUAAAUAAUCCCUCAGAGCCUGAAUCAGAAACUAUCAGAGAAAUAUUUCUGACGGCGUUGGAUGACGGUGAAACGUGUUUGAUGUGAAAUAAACACCGUUACACUCUGGAGCACUGCUUUCCCCUCCCCAACAUGUUUCUCCCCGUGUCUGUGUUCACGCUCCGACAGAUGUUACUGUUCACGUGGUGUUUCUGCCAGGAAUCGACCCGCCGCUCCCAUCCUGCAUAUUUAGUUAUUCUUUUUGUAAAGCUCUGUAAUGUACUCCUUGACUGACUUGAUGACUUUAACAGUAAUAAAAAUCGUCUCUUC